This is a messenger RNA of Chelmon rostratus (copperband butterflyfish), 4678 nucleotides long. RefSeq names its product WASP like actin nucleation promoting factor b (gene waslb). Gene Ontology annotation, biological process: actin filament organization. The record is from RefSeq and is a predicted model, not a curated record. Bases 297 to 1838 code for a protein of 513 amino acids. The transcript has 11 exons. NCBI's taxonomy places the organism in Eukaryota, Metazoa, Chordata, Actinopteri, Chaetodontiformes, Chaetodontidae. Gene Ontology annotation, molecular function: microtubule binding; actin binding. Gene Ontology annotation, cellular component: endoplasmic reticulum membrane; nucleus; cytoplasm.
UGGAAGUGACUCUGGGCUCUGGCGGCCGGACUUCCCAGGAAAGUUUUUACCGUUUUCCGUCUUCGCCCAGCCGCUGCAGUUUUGACCUUAUUUUAAAGAGGAGCGGGACGUCGCACUGCAUUCCUGAACGGCGUAUAUUUCGUGGCUCUGCAGUCUUUCGGACCCCCGGGAUAAACCGAGCCGGUGUGAGGGGGUCGGAGGAAGGCCACGGAUGACCGAGGGAUUGUUUAUGUAUCUUUUUGGAUCUCCUCUAACGAGUUAUAGUCGGUGCAUACUUUAUAAAUUGAUCACCAAUAAUGAGUGGACAUCCGCUGCAACGGCGGCAAACAAACGUCGGGUCCAUACUACUGACACCGCAAGAAAAUGAAAGCCUUUUCAACCACCUUGGCAGGAAAUGCAUCACAUUGUCUUCAGCAGUGGUCCAAGUGUUCACAGCAGACAGGAACUCCAGCUGGAACAAGAGAUGCUGCGGUGUGGCCUGUCUGGUCAAAGACAACCCCCAACGAUCCUAUUUCAUCAGGGUCUUUGACAUCAGGGAAGGUAAGAUGACAUUUGAACAGGAGCUGUACAACAACUUCAGCGUCUACCUCCCCAGACCAUACUUCAUGACAUUUGCUGGAGAUACAUGUCAAGUGGGUCUGAACUUUGCCAACGAGGAGGAGACGAAGCGUUUCCGUGGUCACGUGGGAGACCUACUGGGGAGAAGAACGAGGAAAACUGAGAAGAGACGCGACCCUCCAAAUGGCCCGACGUUGCCCAUGGCUACAGUCGACAUCAAAAACCCAGAGAUCAGCAACGUUCAGCGUUACCAUAACAACUCUCAGGUGAACAACAUUGUGCACUCCUCCUUCCCCAAGAGGGAGAAAAAGAGCAAGGGGAAGAAGAAGCGGUUGACCAAGGCGGACAUCGGCACGCCGAGCAACUUCCAGCACAUUGGACAUGUAGGAUGGGAUCCAAACACAGGCUUUGAUUUGAAUAACUUGGACCCAGAGCUGAAGAACCUGUUUGAUUUGUGUGGCAUCUCAGAGGCUCAGCUGAAGGACAAGGAGACGUCUAAGGUCAUCUACGACUUCAUUGAGAAGAAAGGAGGCGUGGAAGCUGUCAAAAAUGAGCUACGGAGACAAGCUCCUCCACCCCCUCCAUCCAGAGGCGGCCCUCCACCCCCACCCCCACACCACGGCUCAGCCCCUCCUCCCCCUCCUCCUGCCAGGGGGCGAGGUGCCCCGCCACCGCCUCCCCCCUCCAGAGCUCCCAUCUCUGCGCCCCCUCCUCCCCCUCCAUCCAGACCAGGCAUGUCCGCUCCACCGCCUCCCCCGCCCAGCCGAGGCUCCCUCCCGCCUCCCCCUCCACCGGCCCAUGCCUCAAUUCCUGUGGCGCCUCCCCCGCCGCCUCCUCCCCCCUCAUCUUCAAUGCCAUCCAGUGCCGGCGGACCACCUCCUCCCCCUCCUCCUCCCCCGCCUCCUGGCCCACCACCCCCUGCUCCCCCGCUGCCCACGGAAGCUAACGGAGGGGACAGCGGUCUGCCCUCAUCUGGGAAGUCGGCGCUGCUGAGUCAGAUCAGAGAAGGCACCCAGCUGAAGAAGGUGGAGCAGAAGGAGAGGCCGGUGUCCAGCACCGGCAGAGACGCACUUCUGGACCAGAUCCGACAAGGAAUCCAACUGAAAUCGAGGGAUGACAACAUCGAUUCAACCCCUUCCACCCCGGCCCCCUCAGCAGGUAUCGUCGGGGCCCUGAUGGAGGUGAUGCAGAAGCGGAGCAAGGCUAUUCACUCUUCAGAGGAGGAUGAUGACGACGACGACGAUGAGGACUUUGAAGACGAAGAUGAAUGGGACGACUAGCGAUAUUUUGUUUUUUGUUUUUUUCCUCCCCUCCCCCUCCCCCUGGAUGAUUCUGACACUAAAAUUGUUCUCGUCUUUCUAAAAUGAGAUCUUUAAUUUCAAAAUUAUAAAUGUAAAUGUUCUAUCAAUUUGCUGUAUAUUUUUGUUGCCUUUAUGCUUUUUCUAUUAAUCUGUGCAAUACCUCAUUUAAUCUGUAAAUGUUUGUCAUUCUCAUAUCUUAGAUGUCUCCUUAACUCCGUCACGUCUGUCUCUGUCGGCUCCAUCUCUGUCUCUUGAUAGGAAUAUGUCACAUGUCUCAUUUUAACUAUGUGCGUCUUUUUCCAUCUCUAUGCAUCUCUUUCUCCUCCUCCCACGUUCCCCAACUCUUUGAUGUCCAUCACCUCCAUCUGUCACUCAGCCAUCCUUCAUAUCUGCUGCAUCCCAUCACACAUGUUCCCUCCCUGCCACUCUCCCGUGUUCCCACUCCCCAGACUGACAUGUGCAAUUUUACAUCAAGUUGUCUCUUGAACCUUGGAGUUGAAUGUUUUUUUGUUGUUUCUUUUGGUCAGUGAUUGAAGGGGGAGGGCUUACGAAAUGAGUUUCCACAAAUCCUUCAUCGGUUGUGUCGUCAUUGUUCGUGAGGAGGAAAAAAAAUUGAACUAUUUUCAUACCCUAUUGCUCUCUAGUUUAUUUUUACUUAUUCAAAUGAUCCUAGUUUAGCACUCAUAUUUUCUUAAAACAAAGAAGAAAAAAGGAAAAUGCUCUUUUUGGAAUAUUUAGCUUCAUUUGUUGUCGACUGUAAAUUUGCUCCAGAGUUUGAGUCUUGUUAUAUUUUUGCACAGAUUGAAAGAGGAGACUCGCUGCAUGAAUACAGGACAUUUUCAGGUCUGUAUCAUUAUUGAACAUACAUAUGCUUUAAGUAAUGAGGCAGAAUACACUUGGACAUUAAGCAUUUUUAGCCGUUAACCCACCACACUACAAACAGCACAGUAUGCGCGCAGAGGUAGCCCACAGCAUCAUGGCUGGCUAUCUAUUGUGAAUUUUAGUUAUUUUUUUAAAAUUGUCACCGUUAUACUGCAGAUUCAGUUCAAAUUGUGUUUUCUUUUUAUCUUUCUCUCUCUUUUUUUUUUUUUUACAGUAGCAAGCGGAGUAUUAAUACAGUAAAUGCCUGUUUGUUGGAGUCAGGUCAUUCAUUGUAAAGCUUGAGGAAUAAAGACAUUUUAGUUCUACACACCUGAUGCUUAUAAUGGGUCCAUAUGCGAAGUUACUGUACAGAAACGGUGGGGCUAAAGUAGUGUUCCUCCUGUUGUAGACACUAAGUGCUGACACAGUAUAGAGAGAAACACUAGAUUCAUGGCAUUAUUCAAACAAGUAUCAAUAUUUUCUUGACUAACUAUUCAAUCAUGAGGUGUAAUAUAAGAAUUGCUUAUUAAAAAGAACAGUGGCCAAUUAUUCCCUACAAAGACCAAACAGUUGGAUGUCAACAUGUGUUUUAUCCAGGCUGAAUAAUAUUUCCCAGUAAUUCCUGAUGUGUUUAUUUAAAGGUGGGUUUGUCACAGAGGAUGCUCAAACUCUGUCUCUUAAUUUUUAAUAACGGUCAGCUGCAGUGGCAAAGACUUCCCAGUGUGGUAAACCCAUACAGUCUGGCUCAAAAGAAACAAAAAGUUAGCCCUAAUGUGGAGACUGUACUUUAGCGUUGCUUGCUAACCAGCCAGGGUAGAUGUGUUUCUCUCUUUUUCUUGUAGCGUACAAAACAGCAGCUACUGCUGCCAAAAGUGACCGUUAAGGAAAAAUGCUAAAAGCUAGCACCUACUAUAACACUAAUGCAAAUGGAGAAAAAUCGUAUGUCAUAAAGCAACAUCUGUCUGCACUUUGCUAACAUUGGCUAGCAUAUGCUAACUGGUCGUACAAGACCAAAAAAGGCUGUAACAGCAAAACCCCUGUGCGUAUUGAACUAAGUAAGCGCAUAUUUCACUGCUAAUGAAAUCAACUUUUCAUUUGCAAAAGGAAGAAUGUUAUUUCGACUUCCAGGCGUCGUAGUCUUUCUUUAAAUCAGCUGCUAUCUGCUAGCCUAUUGUUCCUGUACACAUGAAGCUUGGCCUUCUGGGUUUUCUCUACAGUGGCCAUGUUGGCUCCACAAUAGUUGCUGAAUCAUUAUAGCAAAUUUCGGGAGAGUUACCUGCGCUUUCGGGUUUGCAAAGCCUAAUUAAAAAGCCUUUUCCUUUAAAUAAAGAAUAUCUUGUAACGGCAUUUUCUUACCUGGCAAGCUAAUUAGCUGCCUAGUGCUCAGUGGCUAGGACUAAGAAUUUAGCAUUUAUAGUAGCAUUACUUAACGAGGGAUGCUAAUUAUGCACAUGCUAACAAGUAGCAUGCAAAUACGUUGUGGGUUUUAGGAGCGCUAAUACAGAAACGUCUUAACCACAAUGUAACAAAUAUCCUUCAAAAAUAACACAAAGAUGUGAAGCUUAUUUAAAACUUUUGUUUUUGUUUUUUUGCUGCUCGCAAUAGAGGCGCAUUGGUGUCCUCUUUAAACUUUGUCUUUGAGAGACAAAUUGCCACUUGUUUGAUGUAAGAAAUUACCUCUUUUGUCAAAUAUAAAGAUACUUUUUGGGAAAUCCUUGCCAUGUUUUCGCUGAUGUUAGCUUCUGUAGGUAACUCGGUUAAUAAGAUGUUAUGGACGCCAAGCCUUAUCAGUGAGGCUUGACAAAUCAUGAACUCUUACAUUGUACACUCCAAUAAAAAGUUGAUAUUUACAUACUUUGGCAUUUGGGCUUCUUUUCCCUUCUAAGCCUGUUUAAAUUGAUGUUUCUUUACAAAACUGUGUCAUUUUGGAAAUAAACUUGAUUUCCUUUAUUUCUGUA